AUGGGUCAUCAAAUCAUCUCCGGCGGCUGUCACCUAGUGGAGCGAAAAAACGGCAACUUUACAGCUCUUCAGCAGCUAUCACCUGAUGAAGAGGAACAAGAUGUGGGUGGGGCACAUGUUAGGGAGCUUCAUCCUUAAGUCUACGUAGUAAGAGGAGACUCUUCAUUGCAUUUGGUAUGCUCUCAGGAGGUGGCGACUCAUCUCUUGACAGAUCGUCCCCUUUCUGACGACAGUUUGUUCUUCGAUCAAUCAGAGAUGCUUUACUUAAUAGAUUCACAAUCCUUUUAUCGCGAAUUGUUUAGUAAUUUUAGUAACAAUGCUCUACAAAUCGCAUUGAUGAGAUUAUCGUCAAUGAUCUAGAAAUUCUAAUUACUUAAUCCUUUAAUGGCAAUCUAUAGGAAAGUUGCGAUAAUCAGAUAAAAAAUAUAUGAAUUUUGGUUCUAGGAGGAUUCGAACCCAUGCCGGUUGCCUGCCCUUUCUGAGGAAGGUGUGAUGCAAGUUUAGUCCCACAUCGGUUGUGCGCUGAUUUUUCGGGUGAAUAUAUACUAAUGUUACAUUUCUAAGCAAGUCCCUUCUCUCGCGUGUACGACCACUCCUUGCCCCACAACCAGCUGGCCACUAGUGAUGUGGAAGGGGAGUAGCGCACACGUGCCUCUAUCGGUCCAAGCUGCUUGA
This is a messenger RNA of Spirodela intermedia, 675 nucleotides long. Lineage: Eukaryota; Viridiplantae; Streptophyta; Magnoliopsida; Alismatales; Araceae. The record is from the annotation of a GenBank genome assembly.